AAGCGUUUCCGCGCCGUCUACGACUACAACGCGGCCGACGAAGACGAGGUCUCCUUCCAGGACGGCGACACCAUCAUCAACGUGCAGCAGAUCGACGACGGGUGGAUGUACGGCACGGUGGAGCGCACGGGCGACACGGGCAUGCUCCCCGCCAACUACGUGGAGGCCAUCUGA
Tauraco erythrolophus (red-crested turaco) is the source of this 174-nucleotide messenger RNA. The record is from RefSeq and is a predicted model, not a curated record. NCBI's taxonomy places the organism in Eukaryota, Metazoa, Chordata, Aves, Musophagiformes, Musophagidae.